AUGCAUCUCAGCAGGGUUUUCCGAUUACCACGGAAACCGUUUUCUGAGUUAGAUUAUGCUCGUCAUAUGCCAAAAGAAUAUGUUGACAGACUUAAAAGAGUCGUACCGAGGAAGGUCUACAGCGGAAGAUUCGGAGCUCCUGAUAUUGUUCGUUGGGUGAUACAUCCAGAUGACUAUGAACCGAGCACACAAAGACCAUGGGUCAACGAACAACUUUCAAAGUCGUUGGAAAGAGCCGAAAAAUAUCAUCAAAAAAUGCUCGCAGGCAAAUUUUUCGAAAUGCGUCGAUCAAAAAUUCGUCGCAUGCCAGACGAGAAGUGGACGUUUUUACCUGGAGAUCUUGUACAGGUAAUGGUCGGAAAGGAUAAAGGACGUCAGGGUACAAUAAUGACAGUAUCUCGAGACACAAAUGAAGUUUUCGUCGAAGGUCUACAUUGUAAACUCGAAGUUGAGAUGGAGGGCGUAAAGAAAUAUGGGAUUGAUGAAGUGUUGAAAUGGAAUGAGCAACCGCUGAGCGUCGAGAAGGGACAUGUGAAGCUAGUGGAUCCUAAUGACAAUGAACCCUGUGAAGCGAAAUGGGUGUUAAAUGAUGCUGGUGAUGAGUAUAUCCGUAUCUCAUUACGAUCAGGUUUUGAAAUCCCAGUUCCUAGCCAAGCGAGAGUCACAUAUGAGUAUCUAUUGCCAGAGAAGUACAUCGAUGUCGAAGAGAAGGAUACGCCGGCAGCCGUGGUACUGGAACGAACAUAUAUACCCAAGUUGGCUUCAUUCGAAGAUGAGAUUUGUGAAGAAAUCGGCAUCAAACCGCCACCGCCGAGGAAACCCACAUACUGGUACUAA
Messenger RNA from Ostertagia ostertagi, 837 nucleotides. The record is from the annotation of a GenBank genome assembly. Lineage: Eukaryota; Metazoa; Nematoda; Chromadorea; Rhabditida; Trichostrongylidae.